This is a messenger RNA of Dromaius novaehollandiae (emu), 1676 nucleotides long. RefSeq lists its product as uncharacterized. The transcript has a single exon. The coding region runs from base 227 to 1549 and encodes 440 amino acids. NCBI's taxonomy places the organism in Eukaryota, Metazoa, Chordata, Aves, Casuariiformes, Dromaiidae. The record is from RefSeq and is a predicted model, not a curated record.
GAUGGGUCCCUGCGAAGUGGGUGCGCCCAGACCUCAGGGCAAGGACAAGAUAGGAAGCAGAGAGUCAGGUGAAUUAAUGAAUGUCUGAGCUUUAUUGCAGGGGAGGACCACCCUGAAUGGCCGAUGAUCCCUCCUAGCAGCAAAGACAGCAGACAGGAGAAGAAGAACAGAUGAGAAAAGGCGCGUGAAACCACAAGAAGAACGCGUAACCAGAAAACCCGAGAAGAUGGCAGGGGGAGCAACCCAAGUAGCUCUCCUCGUAGCGAUGCAAGUAGCUCUCCUCGUAGUGAUGCUGGGAUUGGGACUCCAAGGGGUGAAAGGCGAACCAACGUUAGCGAAAUGGGGUAGUAACAACCUAUGGCUCACCUGGGCAAACCGGACAGGAAAUAAGCAAUUUUGCCUGACGCUGGUGGGUGCGGGGCAGCCUUUUAAGAAAUGCUUAAUAGGGGUCCCAUUGAAUUUGACCGUAGACCUACCAAAGCUGAGAGAGCAUUGCACAAACACAAGCAAUAUUAGUAACUGCUUGAACACGCUGAAUGCAUCAUUGCCCUGGGACCCGCAAGAGCUUGACCUUCUCGGUUCGGUAGCACCAAUUAACUACACCGGUGCGGCAUGCGUGCACUUUGGGAAUAAUCAACAAGGGAUAAAUGUCUAUAGAAACCUUAACUGGACCGGGUGGACCAAUGUGUCCUCAAGCACACCGGGGUUUGAUUAUACCGCAAAAUCAUACUGUAACGGCUCUUUGGGGGCGGAAACAAAAGGAAGAGGGCCGACCCAUUGGGUAAAUGAGACGGCUAGGGCCCUCCCUGAUGGAAUGUUCCUGAUAUGUCGGGACCGGGCGUGGCCCGGGAUCCCAAGACGUGCUGUAGGGGGGCCUUGUUACUUAGGUAGCUUAACUAUCUUUGCGCCCAAUCUAACGGCUGUGAUAACCAUGGCAAAUCAAACGAGUCGAAGGCGCCGCAGUCUGACGAGCUUGGGUCCCGAGUGUGAUGAUAAGGUUGAGAUCUGGGGAGCGGCGUCUCGAAUCGGAGCAUCAAUCAUCCCGCAGAUUGGUACAGCGCACGCCUUGGCAUCCUUGGGAAAGCUAGCUUGUUGGGCGGUGAAGCAGAGCAACGUAACAACCAAAGUACUGUAUGAAAUGGCACAAGAUAUGGAUAGCUUACGACAUGCUGUCCUGCAGAAUAGAGCAGCCAUAGACUUUCUGCUGUUAGCCCAGGGUCAUGGGUGUAAAGAUGUGGAAGGCAUGUGCUGCUUUAAUCUGACGGAGCACAGCCGGUCAAUACACAGUGAGUUAGAAUGGCUAAAGGAGCACACGCAAAAAAUUAUCGUAAUGACUAACCCGCUAGAUAGUUGGUUUGGUAAUUGGCUUGGGCUAGGACCAUGGGCCAGGCAGUUACUAAUAGAAGGGUUGCGCCUGCUGCUGAUGCUCGUGCUAGGCAUAUUAGCAUGUAGACUAGUGUUUAGAUGCUUGGUAAGACAACUGCUAGAAAAGGGGUGGUCCCGCCCACACCCACAUUAUGAACGCUUAACCCGCGACACGGCAAUUUAAAGCAAAUAGCAUAGCCAAAGCAUGGGGAGGGGGAGAUGUAGGGAACGGCGAUCGGAAGAUCUCGCGAUGGCACGGAAAGAGGAAGGAUAUGACGCAGAGAUAGCAGUAUGCUUGUAGGUAUAUAAGC